Molecule: messenger RNA, 1731 nt
Organism: Phytophthora sojae
Lineage: Eukaryota; Oomycota; Peronosporomycetes; Peronosporales; Peronosporaceae
Exons: 9
Coding region: 1-1731 (576 amino acids)
Cellular component (GO): cytoplasm
Source: RefSeq, a predicted model, not a curated record
AUGGACGCUCCGAUGGACGACGCCGCCAUGGAGCAGUACGCGGACUGGCUGGACAAUUUGGAGAAGACCGACCCGGAGGGCUACAAGCAGUUCAUCGCCACGAUGCAGAGCCAGCUGCAGGCUGCGGGGCUGGGACCCGAGCAUGGGGGAGGUGCUCCGCAAGGUGGCGCGGAUGCGGCGCUGUUCGACAUGCUCAAGAGCACUGCAGGUGCACGGGGAGGAGCCGCAGACGCCAAUUCGCCAGAUUUCAAGCCGCUGUUCCCUGGGGACAAGGUCAUGGGGGAGGACGGCUUGAAAGCGACUCCGGAAGGGAUGUACAUCGAUGUGAAGCCUGGCUUCGUGAUGAAGACGAAUGACGUCAAGAGCAAAAAGAAGGUAUUCGUGAACGUAGUGUACGCCGACGAGAUCCAGGGAUUCUCGGAGAAGAAGAAGCUGGACGACGAGGGCAAGGAACAAGAGGGGAUUCAUGUGCCACUGAGCCUGGGUGCUCCGCACGAGGUGAAGGACAAGAAGGGAGUGAGCUCGCUGGCUUUUGACGUGGCUGUGAACACGAAGGUCGUCGAAGACUGCCAAGCAGACAAAACAGGAGCCUUUCGUAAUUUUGUGUGCGAGCUGGCGAUCGAGUACAUUGAUCAAAAGUACAAAAUCAAGCUUGACGACCGCUACAAGCUACCGCGACUGACGUACCGCGGCGAGCUUCCUCCUCCCAAACACUACAUUCGUAAAACCCAGGCACCAAUUAUCCAAGAAACGGCUACAGCGAAGUGCGAGCUGUUCGAAAAGCACGGCAGUGAGCCCACGGUAUGCUCGAGACUUCCGUCUAUUAUGAAGGGUAGCACGCCUCUGUCACCUGAGGUUCUGCAGCAGGCGGGCUCUCAGUUGAUUGUGUCUGUUCGGUUUGAGAACGAAGUGAAGACGGCCACUGAUGUCGACUUGGAGCUGCAUGCUGAGCUGUUGAUCGUCAAAGCUGCUACUCACCACGAUUUAGAAAUCUUCCUUCCGUACCCAGUCGAAGUAAGUUCAGCGAAGGUUUGCUUGAAUCGAUCCCGAAAUUCCAUGGAGAUUACACUCACCAUCGACAAGUCAUGGGAUGCUGUCAAACCUGACAGCGGCUCAGCGCCCUGGUUGCUUGCACGCGCGCUAGAGGAAGAAAAUGGAGCUGAGACUCAAGAUACCGCGUCAUCCGCGACUGAUUCUGCCCAACCGAAGCCUAAGUCUCUUGUAGAGAUGUUCCACCUCGCCAACGCUGCUGAUUCUAACGAGUCUCUGGUUGGGAACGGAUCUGCAUUGAAAGCAACACCACGGUGGGAUCCUGUUAUGGAGGACGAAGAACUUCCCGAGGACCGAUUCCACCGCAAGGACAUGAUGUCCAUGCACAUUUUGGAGCAACGGAGGAUCGAACGGGAGCAAAAGGCGAAGGAGGCAGAAGAUAAACGCAAGAAGCGGCGGGCCGAGGUCGAGGAAAUGCAGGAGAAGGCAAAAGCGGCCGGCAAAUCGUGGCGUGAGAUGUACCCGACCGAGCCGGAGACGACCUAUAUCGACGUGGAGGACAUCGUGCGCCAGGAAAAGGACAGACUCGACCGCCAUCAGCAGCAGAAAGAAGAGGAGGACCCCACUGCGAAAGAGUGUAUGGCGACGGAGGAUGCAAAGCGAGCAGCCGCAAAGUGGUCAGUGAACAACAAGCACGACAACCUCAACUUGCAAUCUGCACUGGCGUUUGAUCUCCUCUAA